GCCUGCAGUCUUGAUCGCAGUAUACGUCGGCACCGAUACCUGUCUCCAGCAUGCCCGAGAUACGCGAAAUCGACUCCAUGUUUGCUGUGCUUUGUCGAGGCGCAAUUGUGCAGUCACCAUGGUCCAGCUUGAAUGUUUGGCGGGGGUGCAACUUCCGCAUCCACGCACGUCACCGCCCACCUUGCCGCUCCCGUCUUGAUCCUCCUCCGACCCUGUCCCACCCUUUGUUCAUUCGAACUGAAGUGUCAACCUGUCUUUGCAAUCCGAUACUACUGUUGCGCCGACACUCUGAUGUCUUUGGAACGAAGCUCAGUCGCAUGACCAAUCUCACAUGCCAUCCAAUACAUUGCAGACCUCGAGACCGAUCAUACUCGAGCCGUGUCAAGCCCACCAUGUUCUUCAAUUUUGCAUGCGCCACCCUGCGUCCAACAAACAUCUAAUCGUCUGCUCACCCCGCGAUGGUUUCUUGCAAAACCUUCUUUUUGAAAUCCGACAAGAAAGUCAAAUCGACAACAAUACAGCACUGGACUUGCUUGCCCCAACACUAACCAAUCUACACACUUCACGCAAUGUUCAAAUCACUUUUUGCUCAGAUCUCACCAACCUCCGAGCCUACCUUUCGACUUUGACUUAUUCCUUUCGGCAGGAGGACGGUGAAACAAUGUCAACAGACAUGGGACCACGUGCUCAGUCGCUUCUGAUGGUCAUGAAUCCGGUCCGAGUCCAUCAACAUACCCUAUCCUAUUCUGCUCAGGGCUUCAACCGAACUUUUGCUUCCAUCGUGGAUACCGCGCAUUGUCUAGGUCGACAUCUCAUCAUGGUCGAAUGCAGCCAUCCUGAAGACGAGUACGAGACUGGUGCUCGAGAGGAUGAAGACAUGCUCGAUGGAAACCAUCCGGCUCUGAACCCUUGGGACCAAGACGUGUCAAUGUUGAACAUCACCACAAAGACUUUCGGUGCUGGUGAACGAGGCUGGGUGGGCAGGACCGUGAAUAUUAGACGGAUUGCUCAGCGGUGGUUUGCGUUCCGGAAGCUGGAGCAUGUAAAACUGUCAUGAAUAGUGAUUAAGGAUAAAGCGUUUCGAGGUUAGGAUGAGAAAUAAAUCUAGAUCGAUGUCAUGGUAUUGGAAAAGGAAGAAAAUGUACAGAGGUGUCCGCCGUGUGCUCUACUUGGUACGGAUAUGCUUCAGCUUCUUUGGGCUGUGCAUGAAGUUGUUGGCGUAAGCCUUGGGGGUGAUUUUGCGCUCGUUGGGUUCCUGGACAAAGUAUUCGUAACCUUUCGGCAGAUGAUUGCCAGCCCAUCAGAGGGUUCUCCCAGCGGUGGCCC
This is a messenger RNA of Aureobasidium subglaciale EXF-2481, 1326 nucleotides long. RefSeq lists its product as uncharacterized. Bases 332 to 1057 code for a protein of 241 amino acids. NCBI's taxonomy places the organism in Eukaryota, Fungi, Ascomycota, Dothideomycetes, Dothideales, Saccotheciaceae. The transcript has 2 exons. The record is from RefSeq and is a predicted model, not a curated record.